Molecule: messenger RNA, 2166 nt
Organism: Pyrus x bretschneideri (Chinese white pear)
Lineage: Eukaryota; Viridiplantae; Streptophyta; Magnoliopsida; Rosales; Rosaceae
Exons: 5
Coding region: 819-1898 (359 amino acids)
Source: RefSeq, a predicted model, not a curated record
UAGCAAGUAUUAUUUUUUAUGAUUUCUUUUCUUGUGGUUUUGGUUAAACAAUGGAGUGCAUCUUUUAAUUUGCAACUUAUUUAUUGAUUGUUUGCGUUUACAGAAACAAUUGGUAUAAUCAAAUUAGCUAGAACAGUGUUUCUCUUAUAUAUUAAAAUCCGCAUCUUAUAGUUUUGAUAUUGUAAUAUCGUUUUCGAUAAAAGUAAAGUGUGUGUAUUUGUUUUCUUUAUACUUGAUUGUCCAUUUUUCUGGUUGUUGUUUGAUUUAAAUAACCUUUCAUCAAUUGACGGGAAGUAGCAAAUUAAAAAACUCGAGAAAACUUACUAUAAGUCUAAUUUUUUGAACUAUUAUUAAGAAUAGUUUACUUGUUGAAAUAAAUUCAGUGAUUAGGAACUAAAUCUCUUCCUGACAUACUUCUCACGGCUCAUUUUAUCUUCAUAAUUUCUUUUCGGGUGCAUUUUUGCUCACGAAUCAUUAUUAUCAAGUGAUGAUAAUACUCACAACUCUAUUUAUCAUUGUUUGAUGAGUUUAAAUUUUAAGGUCUGUAUCUAUUUACUACACAUAUGUAAAAUUUAAACUCAUUUUACGAUAAUAAAUAAAGUAGUGAGAAUCACUAUCACUUGAGAAUAGUAAGCAGAACUAUUCCUUUUCUUUUUUUUUUUUCUUUUGGUUCUUCUUUCUCAUUUUUGUAUGGCAUCUGCUACUGCUUUGUUCUUAAAUGUAGAAAUGAAUUCCCCUUAUUGAACCUCGUUUGGUCAAGUCUGAUUAAAGCACUCCAACCAACCCAACAAAUACGAGACAGGUGGCACCAAAGCACCAUGGCGAGCAAAGUUUCAUACUUUCCAUCUUCUCAUAACAUGUUUAAGAGGAUCACAUUCAUCUUGUUGGUUGGAUUGCUGGCGUGGGCAUAUCAGGCCACCCGACCACCACCUCCGAACAUCUGUGGUUCGCUUGGCGGUCCACCCGUCACAGCGCCUAGAAUAAGGCUAAGGGAUGGAAGAUUUUUGGCCUACAAGGAACAUGGUGUUCCAAAACAAAUGGCCAAGUACAAGAUUAUCUUUGUUCAUCCCUUCUUUAGUUCCCGACAUGAUCCAAUCAUUGCAACAGCCGUCUCUCCGGACGUUAUUGAAGAUUUAGGUGUGUACAUUGUGUCUUUCGACAGACCAGGGUACGGUGAAAGUGAUCCGGAUCCUAAGCGGACAACGAAGAGCUUGGCGUUAGAUAUAGAGGAGCUUGGUGAUCAGCUGGAACUCGGAUCCAAAUUUUAUGUGAUUGGAUACUCAAUGGGAGGACAGGUCAUCUGGAAGUGUCUUCGGUACAUCCCUCAUAGGCUAGCUGGAGCAGCACUGAUCGCUCCGGUGAUUAACUACUGGUGGCCAGGACUUCCUGCCAACCUGUCAUCUUAUGCCUAUAAGAAGCAAGCUCCACAGGAUCAAUGGGCGCUUCGAGCUGCCCACCAUAUACCUUGGUUAACCUACUGGUGGAACACUCAGAAUUUCUUUCCUAAACACAGCAUUUUUUCCGGGAAAGUAGAGAAUAUGUUUUCCCGCCAAGAUUGGGAAACCAUUAGGAAUGCAAAGGUUUGUGGAAGAGAAAAGCACAAGGCAUAUGCCACUCAGCAAGGAGAAGCUGAGUCCAUCUUUCGCGAGAUGGUAGUUGCAUUUGGGAGCUGGGAAUUUGAUCCUAUGGAUCUGCAGAACCCUUUUGCCAGCAACGAAGGCUCGGUCCAUCUAUGGCAGGGUGACGAAGAUAAGCUUGUACCAGUUGAGCUGCAACGCUAUAUUGCCGAAAAGCUUCCAUGGAUUCACUACCAUGAGUUACCAGGUGGUGGACAUUUGUUGCCAGCUGCAGAUGGAAUGAGUGAAGUCAUCUUAAAGGCACUUCUAAUUAAAGAGUAGACCAUUGACGUCGUCGAUACAGGGCAGCUCUCUCAGAGAUGCUACAUCAUAGAAACGAUACAAUAUCGUUUUUUUUUUUGGAGAUGCUGUAUUGGUAUGGUUGUAAUCAAAAUUUUAUAGUGAUAAAAGGGACUCGUCAAGAGUAAGACUUUAAACGGACUCUCUAUACUUUAUGUUUUUUACACAAUAUUUUAUAAUGUUCGCACAAUAAUUGAUAUUAAACUAUAAAAUAUCAGAGAGUCAAUAAAAUAUUUCACUUGGAAGAGAA